AUGAUCUCUCAUUUUUAUAAUAAGCAUUAUUAUAGUGCUCAUACCAGGCAGUUCAUUAGCAAAUCUUCAUGUGUUGACAGAUCUGCAUCUGCUAAUGAUAGUGAACUCAAUGUUAAAUCAUUGAUUGAGAACCUGAAGAAUGUCAUAAUAAAGAAAUUAUCUGUGUCAUGUGUGACUGAGUCUUUCAUGUUUCUCUCUGCCUCUUCUGCUGCUGCCUUUCAAUCUUCUACACCUGUCUCUGUGUCUGGUUCUCCCACUUCUGCUACUUCUGUUCCUGUGACUCUCACUUCUGCUACUUCUGCUCCCUCUGAUUUUACUGUCUCUGCUUUUGUUAUCUGCUCUCCCUGUUUCCAGGAGAUGUUAUGUAGACUUAAUGAAUCAUGUUUAUCAAGAAUCACUUCUCUUCUCAACAGUGUUGAGAUUGUAAAGAAAAUCAUUAUAAGUUUUGCUGUGUAUAAAGUUAUAAUAUUCACAGAUAUCAAGAAACUUUUCAUGACUGUUAAAUUCAAUAUUAUGAAGAAUAUUUAUGUUUUCAGAAGUGAGAACACAGAUGUUGUACUCUUUUACACCUGCGGGCAUGAGACUUUUGCUCUGAUGUCAGAGAUCAUUCUAAUCAAAGAUGAUAACACUGCUGAGACUAUUCUCUUCUACUCUUAA
Blastomyces dermatitidis ER-3 is the source of this 657-nucleotide messenger RNA. RefSeq lists its product as uncharacterized. The coding region runs from base 1 to 657 and encodes 218 amino acids. The transcript is spliced from 6 exons. The record is from RefSeq and is a predicted model, not a curated record. Lineage: Eukaryota; Fungi; Ascomycota; Eurotiomycetes; Onygenales; Ajellomycetaceae.